Molecule: messenger RNA, 492 nt
Organism: Dictyostelium purpureum
Lineage: Eukaryota; Evosea; Eumycetozoa; Dictyosteliales; Dictyosteliaceae
Exons: 4
Coding region: 1-492 (163 amino acids)
Biological process (GO): sphingoid catabolic process
Cellular component (GO): endoplasmic reticulum
Source: RefSeq, a predicted model, not a curated record
AUGGUGUUAUUUAAUUUACUUGAUCAAUAUGGUUUUUAUGCUGUUCAUCACAAUAAUAAGAUAAAUAAAUUAUUACAUAUUGUGGUUAUUCCUGUUGUUAUAUUUACAUUCAGAAUAAGCACAUUGGUGGCACUGGCUUUGUCAUCAUAUUGUGUAUAUUUAGAUACCAAAAUAGGUGUUAUAACUUCGAUAUGGAUAAUGUUAACAGAUUAUUUAGCAAAUAGCAAGAUUGAUAACUUGGGUUUAGAAAAAGCAACCACAGAUGGUAUUUCAUUAUUAGGUAUAUCCUUGGUAUUGCUAAUCAUAGGACAUUUAAUAUUUGAAGGUAUCACACCAGGAUUACCAUCAGAACCACUUGCAAUGUUUGUUGCCCCAUUAUUUAUAACAAUGGAGUUAUUGUUUAUGUUGGGAUUUUUAAAUCAACAAAGAUUGAAAUUCCAAUGUAGAAUUAAUAGUUAUUGUAAGUACAGAAUAAUUUAUAUAAAUUUGUAA